CUGGGUUUUCCUCCAUCACCGGAAAAUUCUGCUUCUCCGGGAUAAGUAGAUUCCAUUUCAUAACCAUGCAAUCCUCUGCUGAGAGUGACUUCGUUUCCAUCUCCGGCGACAUGACCGUUCUUGAUCGGCAGGCUGCCGUCUUCCACAGGUUCUACCAGCAGCCGAUUCACGCCACCGACGACGCCGGGAAUUCGUUUUCCGGCGUGCUUGACGGCAACUUAGCGUCGCUCUGGAACUUGAACGAGAACUCCAGGAAGGAAUCCGCCAAUGUUUUGUCGCGCUCCAAUUCUUCUGUGACGGCUGUGGCGGCACCGACGACGUUAAAGUUGAACGCCCGGAACACCACCACUCCCGGCGGGAGAUCGACGAGGAAGAGGAAAGCAGAGCAAUGCUUGGAAGAGAAGAAGUGGGAAGCAGAAACCGGUGAGGCUCAGUCGGAAAUCACUGUGAAAUCGGAAAGGGAGAAUUCCGGGAACUCUGCUUCUAAACAGAACAAGAAAGCCUCUAACGAGAACGACGCCGUUCAGAAGUCCAGUAAUUACAUUCAUGUUAGGGCUCGCCGUGGCCAAGCUACCGACAGCCAUAGCUUAGCAGAAAGAGCAAGGAGGGAGAAAAUCGGUAAGAAAAUGAAGUGUUUGCAAGAUUUAGUUCCCGGCUGCAACAAAGUUGUUGGGAAAGCAGGAAUGCUGGAUGAAAUCAUUAAUUACGUUCAAUCACUACAAAAACAAGUUGAAUUCUUGUCGAUGAAACUAGCUGUUUUGAACCCGAGGCUAGAAUAUGGCAACGAUCACGUAUUCCCAAAAGAGGUGGCAGCAUACAUGGGAGGAUAUUCGAGUGGGCAAGGAGAAGGAGUAAAUGCAGCGUUUCUUCACCAUCAAUGGCAACAACAAUUAUUAGCGACAGCCACCAGCCGAGGAGGAAGUACAGAAAGUGAUGUGUCUGUAUCAGAAGACGUACAAACGAUAAUGCCCCAAAGGAAAGAACACCACAAUACCAAUAAUCAUAAUAACUCGUCCAUAUCCAUCCCUGACUUGUACCUCGAAUCGCCUUAUUUCUCGCAAGUGCAAGGCUGGGAAAGUGAGUGGUCAACCCCUUUUAAUGCAAGCUUUCACUGAUGAUGAAGUUACCAUACCAUGCAGAGAGGGAGUUCUUGAAGAUUCAUAAUAUUAACAGAUGUUUUAGAAUUAUCUUUCUUUUUCUUUUCUAUUUUUUUCUUUUUAUUAAAAUUCUUUUCUGCCAUUGAGAUCUAGUUUUGAUCGCAGAUUCAGCUGAUAAAUUGGCAUGCAUGUGAAAUAUAUAUAAAUUAAAGUCAUUGAUGAUGUUUAAUUUUUUACAAGUAUCUAUGGACAUUGGUUAUGUAUUCUUUUCGCCAAUGUAAACUCAAACUUCACGCACCCAACCAAACGUAACUUUCAUGUCUUGAUCAUCCAUUAUUACCUUUACAAGUGUGCAAACGAAGCAACUAAGAAGACACUCGAUCAUUUGGUCUAUAAAUAAAAGAGAAAUCCUCGAAGCUGUAAUCAAUCAAAUCAAGGCAUUACACUUUUCACUAACAUAUCGGAUGUAUACAACUAUAUAUACAUGGAGGAAAAGGGUGGGGUUACACAAGAUAAUGGGUUAGGCCCUAAUAACAAAUGAGUGUUUGAAUGCAAUGAACAUUUCCA
Cuscuta epithymum is the source of this 1664-nucleotide messenger RNA. The record is from the annotation of a GenBank genome assembly. NCBI's taxonomy places the organism in Eukaryota, Viridiplantae, Streptophyta, Magnoliopsida, Solanales, Convolvulaceae.